Oncorhynchus keta (chum salmon) is the source of this 3461-nucleotide messenger RNA. RefSeq names its product estrogen receptor 2a (gene esr2a). The record is from RefSeq and is a predicted model, not a curated record. Gene Ontology annotation, cellular component: nucleus. Gene Ontology annotation, molecular function: nuclear receptor activity; steroid binding; zinc ion binding. Lineage: Eukaryota; Metazoa; Chordata; Actinopteri; Salmoniformes; Salmonidae. The coding region runs from base 635 to 2419 and encodes 594 amino acids. The transcript has 10 exons. Gene Ontology annotation, biological process: estrogen receptor signaling pathway; cellular response to estradiol stimulus; regulation of DNA-templated transcription.
ACGGAGUUCCUAAUAUGUAUUCCGUACAAGCUAUAUCAGUUAUAUCUGAGUAUUUUCGGACACACUCUGUUCAAUCUCCUCUGCUUUCAUGUCGUGUGCGCUUGACGAAAAGGCCGAGACAGUUGGUUGCUGAACGAAGGACAGAAACUGCAUGUCAAUGUUCCUGAUGAAUUUGGUUUUUCUAACUGACCAUUGGAACUUUUCUGACAGUCUGUGCGGUAAAAUCUGCACGAGAGUUGGAAUCCCCUGAUAUCGGAGACCCUGCCAUUGUGUCAUUUUUUGAUGUCAGAGAUCCAUACACGGAUGGAUUGCUACUCCACUUAUCGAUUCUGGGAAAAAGCCACGUCCAUGUCUGGUGACACAACCCCUGAAACCGUGUUCCAUGCUGAUGAUGCAUUACAGCCAGAUCCUCUUGUAGACUUCCUAUAGUCGAGUCUUGCUAAAAUUCUCAUAGACCUCUGCUAAAGCCUGCUUUGAGAUCUCCUACAGUUGGGACCAUAAGCACAUGUCUAGGAUCAGCUUUUCCUCCCCCAAUUAUAAUCUCAAUCAUUAAUGAAGGAAAAAUUCACAACUGACCUUAAAUCAGCUUCAAGGGACACUGUCAUCCUCCUACUGGGAGUGGUGUGUCUCAUUGAUGUCACAAUAUAGAAGACUCCCUGGCGUGCCUUCAGAGCUCCCGCAGUCGCCAAUGGCUGCGUCUCCACUCCCAGAGCGUGACUCUGCGACCCUUCUGAAGCUGCAGGAAGUGGAUCCCAGCCAUGUUGGCCGCGGUGGCCGCAUCCUCUCGCCCAUCUUCAGCGCCCCGUCCCCGGCGCUGCCCAUGGAGGCCCACCCCAUCUGCAUCCCCUCGCCAUACACUGACAUCGGGCACGACUUCAACCCCUUGUCCUUCUACAGCCCCACUCUGCUGAGCUACGCUGGGCCCGCGCUCUCUGACUGCCCAUCCACCCACCAGUCCCUCAGUCCCUCCCUCUUCUGGCCCCCCCAAGCUCACAUGGGGCCUCCAUUGUCUCUGCACCAUCGGCCCCAAUCUCGCCCACAGCAAGGCCAGCCAACCCGAGUGUCCUGGGCGGAGCCCCACGCCCUAUCUGAGAGCAGCAAGCCUCUGAGGAAGCGCUCGCAGGAGGGUGAGGAGACGGUCAUCUCGCUGGAAGGGAAGGCUGAACUGCACUUCUGUGCCGUGUGUCACGACUACGCGUCGGGCUACCACUAUGGGGUGUGGUCCUGCGAGGGCUGCAAGGCUUUCUUCAAGAGGAGCAUCCAAGGUCACAAUGACUACAUCUGCCCGGCGACCAACCAGUGCACUAUCGAUAAGAACCGCCGCAAGAGCUGCCAGGCGUGCCGCCUCCGCAAGUGCUACGAAGUGGGCAUGACAAAGUGUGGCAUGCGUCGCGACCGCAGCAGCUACCGGGGUCAUCAACCGAGGCGCGUGGGUCGCUUCUUCACCCGGGGCACUGCUAGCGGGCCCAAGCGGGUCCUCGCUGAGGGGGGCGAGCCAAUCAAGGAACUCUGCCCCACAGUAUUAACCCCGGAGCAGCUGAUUGGCCGGAUCAUGGAGGCAGAGCCACCGGAGAUCUUCCUCCAGAAGGACAUGAGGAGGCCCCUGACGGAGGCCAACGUCAUGAUGUCACUCACCAACCUGGCCGACAAGGAGCUGGUCCACAUGAUCAGCUGGGCCAAGAAGAUCCCAGGAUUUGUGGACCUGUGCCUGUUCGACCAGGUGCACCUGUUGGAGUGCUGCUGGUUGGAGGUGCUGAUGCUAGGGCUCAUGUGGAGGUCUGUGGACCACCCUGGUAGGCUCAUUUUUUCCCCCGACCUCAGCCUGAACAGGGAAGAGGGGAGCUGUGUGCAGGGUUUCGUGGAUAUCUUUGACAUGCUGCUAGCUGCCACCUCCAGGUUCAGAGAGCUCAAGCUGCAGAGGGAGGAGUACGUCUGCCUCAAGGCCAUGAUCCUCCUCAACUCCAACAUGUGCCUGAGCUCCUCGGAGGGGAGCGAAGAGCUGCAGAGUCGCUCGAAACUCCUGCGCUUGCUGGAUGCCGUAACAGACGCACUGGUGUGGGCCAUCGCAAAGACAGGCCUCAGCUUUCAGCAGCAGUCUGCGCGCCUCGCCCACCUGCUGAUGCUGCUGUCACACAUCCGCCACGUCAGUAACAAGGGCAUGGACCACCUGCACUGCAUGAAGAUGAAGAACGUGGUGCCCCUGUACGACCUGCUGCUGGAGAUGCUGGAUGCCCACAUCAUGCACAGCCCACGGCUGCCCCAUCAAGCCAACUCAGCGGGCCCCUGUCCAGAGGUGAGCCCCCCGCAGCCCACCACCUCAGCAGCUGCCCCGGCCAGACUUGGACCCCCAGCAGCAGAAGCGAGCCUCAACAGCAGGAGCAAUUGGACUGCAGGGACCCCGGUAGAAAGACAGUGGUGAAAAGGGAUCUCUAGCAGCAAAAAGGACAAUGGAGAGAAUGUGACUGGGACCCUUGUGGACGGCUACUUCUUGGAACGGCUUUUAACACCACUCUGAAACAGAGGAACUGGAACGAGUAUAAGGGUUUUUCAGAUCGUGCCUGGGAGGGGCUGCAUCCCAAUGCUGUCCAAUGAAAUCUCCUUUCAGGCAUUAGCACUGUUCUUGACUGUUUUCUCGGAGGUCGCAAACAUAAAAAAUAUAACAAUAUUUAAUGUCCCUGCUAAAGCUGCCUUUUGGUUUAUGAUCAGGUUUGAAUGUAGCCUAGCUGGGGCGACCCACGUGACCACCCAGCGAGGACAAGUUGUGACUGACUGGUCUGGAAAGGAGGCAGUUUGUUAAUGCAACAUUUGCUCAGAAAUUGAGCAGACUCAUCAAUUUAGUUUUAUGAAAUGUUUUUUUUCCCCCCCAGGGGCUUGAGACCUCUCAUCGUUUGGAUUUGAAAAUCCAACAGUUGUAAUGGAAGGGAGUGGCGCUCCUGUGUUUUGAGUGAGAACCAACCAGAAAAAGCACAGCCCUUCAUUAACAACGCAUCGUGCUGACAACAUCAAAACAGCCUUUCCAGACUCUGAAGUCAGGAGACUUCAAGUUCGGUAUCAGCCAUACUAGUUUGAAAGUAGAAUCUAUGAGAAAGUCUGAAAUUAAACAUCAGUGGAUGAGUGGCAAUGAAGGAAAGGAAGGAGAUGAGAGGAAGGCAGUUAGGAGUAACCUACUGGGACACAGAAAAGCCCAAGAAAAGGCACUUUCAACAGUCAUCAUGGACUCUCCCCUCUUCUUUUGUACUGUCUGAGGGCGACAGGUAGCCUAGUCGUUACAGCGUUGAGCCAAUAACCUGAGCCGACAACGUGCAAAAUCUGUCGAUGUGCCCUUAACCCUAAUUUGCUCCAGGGGCUCCAUACUACAAUGGCUGACCCUGUAAAACAACUCCUAUUCACUGCACCUAUCUGGUGUGUGACGUGUUGUUUAUUUGUUUACUGUCAAUGGGAUAAUCUGUAUAAAUAAAGCA